AUGGCUUAUUGUGAAGAGGCAUCGCGGGCCAUUGACCGCCUGAAAGAAAUACUCUGCCAGUUCCCCGAGGAUGAUCUGAGUCGUCUCAGCAAUGAGCUGAAAUCACUGAACGUCAUCAGACCACCAGAUCUCCCUCUGGGUUCUGCUGUAUGGAGCACCAGAGAUAAACUCAAUGAAGUCCUAAACACCAUCGUACGGCAAGGAGAGUCCGCCUGCCAGAGAUUCCUCUUUCACCUAGAGAAGCUGAUACUCCGAUUCCCAGCCUUGUCUGACCUGUCUAAUGCAAAAAGAAAAGCCUUCUGUGAAAUCACGUCUCUGCUUGGGAUGAAGGACUAUGGAAGCCGUGCUAUAACUCUUCGUGAAGUGUUGACCAUCGGGCAAGAGGAUUUAAAGCCAAUGACUUUUCAGACAGUGAAGGACAAUCCAUGGUUUUUCCUAAGGAUGCUCAUGUCUCUAAACAUCAACGCGCGCAAUGCAGAGCUUAUGCAAUCAAACUCGAGCGGGAACUGUGAUCAGGAAAUCAGUGACGUUGACCAUGUGGGCAACGUUCAUCCACUUGACGUCCUGUGUGCGAUCCUUCAUUGUUCUGAUGGUUUCUUACAGCAAGAGAUUGUUUCCAAAAUGUCCAUGUGUCAGUUCGCUGUCCCCCUGCUGCUCCCUGCCUGUGAUAGCCCAGGCUACACCUUUAUGUUGUGGGCAAUGAGAGACAUUGUGAAAAAAUGGAGACCUCACUCUCUGGUGGAUAACAGAGGAUUCAAGGAAGGAAAUAUAGUCAACAUCUCCAUGCCGAUCUUCUCCUUCGUGAGGCUCGGGGACUGCAGCUUGUCCAAAUCAGACAUUCUAAAUCACGUUCUCUCUUCCAGCCAGAGGCUCCUCCCUUUUUUCAUCCAUAGGAACAUGGAAGGCGGGAACAUUCCACGGAAAAUUUCAGAUGGCUUGGUGGAAACCUCCUGGUACUUCCCCGCCGGCCAAGGGAGCGUUUUUCCAGAGCCCAUUAUGGUUACCAACCUACGAGGGGAUGUGUCAUCGAACUGGACGCAGUUCACCUUUCUAACGGAGGUCUCCACGGCUAUUUUUAUAUUCGUCGACAGUAUUAGUGAGGAUGAUUACCAGCUGCUGUCAAGGCUGGGAGAUGCUCACACUCAGUAUUACUUUGUCAUAUCAAAUGCUUCUGAAUCACUCCGUGUCACUCAGAACUAUUUAAAGAAACUUUCUCCAAGUCUGAAAAUAGAUGAAAGCCGGGUGCUUUUAAAAAGGAGAAAUGUCAGCCAUGCAACGGUGGUGAAAAAGUUACAGUUUAUCAUGGCGGACUUGAUAAAGGCUUUCCCUAAAGUGCCUAACUUAGAAGACUUGGCGGACAAGGCCUGCAAGUUUAGGAUCUGUGUAGAUGAGAAUUCAAAGGAAUGUCUGACCGCUAAACGCCACGCACUGGAAAUUACGGAGAAAAUCGAGGACGUGGAAACAUAUAAACAGAACACAAUGAUACUUCAGGGGGUGCUAUGGAAAAAACUGGCAGACACGGAUAAGGAAUUGCACAGGAGGAAAAAACAAGGCGAUGAAUGCCUACAGAAAUACAGCUUGCAACUCAGAAAGGAGAAAUACGACUUGCUCGUACAAAAGAGUAAGCAUAGCCUACCGCCAGAUAUUGCAAAAUUUAUAAAGACUCUGACUCAGUUGAGCCACUUGGAGAGAUGUUAUUUUCUGAAAUGGAUGAAGAUUCUUCUUGACUCCAUUUCAGCGGCUCACCCGACAGAAUUGCAAGAUCCAAAAUCAAAUAAAAGCACCGAUAAAUCGCCUUGCCUUGAUACCAAAGGUCUUGAGGGUCAAAAAAAGUCUGCGGCCUCCUUAGGCCUUGAACAUUUCAUUCGAGAACUGGCACAGUUUUAUGAAGCUGAAUCUUUCAUGGUGCAGGAGAACAAAUUAAAAAUAAGCGAGAGGAAGUUCCGGCAUCUCCCAGGAGUAGCAGCUGAUCUACUGCUCGAUGGGUUUCCACUGGAGAUGAUUGACGGAGAUGCCUCCAAUGUCCCACUGCAGUGGAUCACUGAUGUUCUGACUGAGCUGGAUGAAAAAACAGCUGGGCAGUGCAGAAUGAGAGUAGUGACUGUCCUGGGUGUACAAAGUACCGGGAAGUCCACCCUCCUGAACACCAUGUUCGGUUUGCAUUUUCCAGUGGCCAGUGGACGAUGCACACGAGGAGCCUUCAUGACGCUUAUUAAAGUGAAAGAAAACUUCCAGGAGGAGCUGGGAUGUCACUUUAUUCUUGUGAUUGACACCGAAGGAUUAAAGGCGCCUGAGAAUAUGUCUCUACAAGGCAGUUAUGACCAUGACAAUGAGCUUGCAACGCUGGUAGUUGGGUUAAGUGACAUCACUCUCAUUAAUUUGUCGAUGGAAAAUGUAGUGGAGAUGAGUGACAUCUUGCAGAUCGUAGUCCACGCUUUUCUAAGAAUGAGCCCAUUUGGUAGGAAGCCCAACUGCAGAUUUGUACAUCAGAAUGUUUGUGAUAUUGCAGCCCACUGGAAUAACCUAAGAGGACGGGCACAAUUCAAGCAACAGUUAGAUGAGAUGACCAAAUUUGCUGCAAAAAUGGAAAAAAGAAUAGACGUGAAGGAAUUUGCUGACGUCCUUGACCAUGACCUAGAAAAUCACAGCGUGUACAUUCCUGGUCUCUGGUGUGGUGACCCGCCUAUGGCUUCAGUAGGUUGUGGCUACAGUGAAAAUGUUAAUGGACUUAAAAGAAACCUGCUGACAUUUCUUAAACACCUGCCUAAGAACUCUCGGACAAUUUAUAAUUUCUUGCAAUGGGUAAGACAUCUAUGGGACAAUGUCCGACGCGAAACCUUCAUUUUUAGCUUCAGAAACAGUGUAGUGGCUUCUGCUUAUGACCAACUGACUGUGAAAUUUUCAGAACUUCAAUGGAAGUUCAGAAAAGCAACCUACCAUUGGUUGGCCGAGACUGAGAAUGAAAUCAGGAACCAGACCGGAACACUUCAAAUGGACCAGUUUGAGAAAUUUAAUGCUGCACUCUGGGAUUUGCUGCAGAAAGAGGAGUCAAGCACAAAAGAAUCCUUGGAAAAGUAUUUUGAGGACGCUUCUAACAAUGGUGGCCUUAUUGAAAGAUAUAAAGAAGAGUUCUUCCGGAGCCUGAAACUGCUAAGAAGUCAAUACGAGAGCCAGUUACGUUCCAGGCUUGAAGACGCCAUUAAGAUCCAAAAAAACAAAAAUGAACUGCAAGCCAAGCAGGAUCAAUGCCACCAAAUUAUCGAAGACAAAGUCAGUGCCCUCAUGGAUCACUACAGGGAAAGAAACAUUAUUCCAAAUAGCCAGAUGAUAGAUUUUGAAUUUACAAAAAUGUGGGAAGAAGCGUUCUCAGGAUUCAACUUGGUGAGUUUGAAAAAGCUUAAUAUCAAGGAAGAAAUCUUUAGACAUCUCCAGAGAGACUUGAGAAACAAAUCUGGAUUGGUGACGGCAAAACUUUUCACAUUGCAAAAUUUAGAGGAAUAUGAGCACAUAGAUUUUAGAGUAGACCCAGAUUAUACUGUUGGGCUUUGGGGUCAAGAAGAUGACUACAUGAACCUUCACCUCAAACUGACAAGCUUUGUGAACUGGCUGCUUGAUAAGUGUAUAGAUUACGUAACAGGCAAGGCCAUCCUAGGAGAAGAUUAUCAAGAGAUUCAUUGUCAGGACCUCCUGGACACGAUCAACAAAGAACUUAAUCAAGAAAACCUUCAGGAGCUCCACACUACGGACUUGUUUGAGGCAGACGUGAAGCUCCUGAUUUUAGGGAGAGCCGCCCCCAUGUUCCAGAUGAUGCACGAUUACUACGUCCAAGAAAAUGACCCAAAGCUGUGUUUGGGGCGACUAAAACCUCAAUACUUCUCCAAAUUUCAAAAUAUUUUCCAAAUGAAAGAUUUGUGCCAAACAAUGGCCAGAAAUAUCUGCGACACGUGCCUUAAACCGGCCAUCACCGAGUACAUUUACAAAAACCUUGGCAAAGAGAUGGUGGACGAUAUUCUGGUGAGUGAAGACUCCCAAAAAUACAGCAGCCGGACAUUUUUCCAGUUCGAUUUGCUGAAAACGCUCCUUCUGGAUAAUAACUUUAAUCAGUAUGCUGACUACACGUUAGACUAUAAGAGGUUUGUGGAUAGAUGGAUUUCAAAAUAUAUCCACAAAAAAUACAAAAAAGGGGAGGCUUUGAAAGAACUGCACGCUAAGGUGCUCUCUUUCAUCACCAGAAAGGUAGUUAACACCCUUAAUGAUCCCAAAGUCCUGGACAGUUCAGAUAUUUCCAAAUUUAUGGAGAAACUUUCAAGCCUGUUGGCGAGAGAGCUGGUUAUCCCUCGCAGAGUGGUGAAAGCCAUACUCUACCAGAGCCAGACGUCCGUCGAGCAGUUUUCCUCCAACAUUCAGGACUUCCUGCCUAAGACAGAAGUAGAAAUAGGGCAGGAGUUCAGCUCUUUGAGCUUCAAAAAGGUCCUCUCAAAACUGACCGUGAAGCCGGAGGAUGAGUUGUUCAAAAGGGUAUUUGGGUGCGGGAAGCAGUGCCCGUUUUGCCGCGUUCCCUGCGAGGCAGGAGGACUGGAUCACCAGGAGCACUUCGCCUCAAUCCAUCGCCCACAGGCGCUGGGAGGAUGCAAAGACCACCAAACGAGAAAGCUUGACAACGUUGUAUGCACCACCGACGUGUUAGGAAACCGCGAAUUCAGAACUGGGAAAACAGAGAACAGGUUUGUUCCCUACAGCCAAUACCGCUGGGCCUAUCCUAAUUGGUCCAUACAGCCUGACCGGAGCCUGAACGCCUCAGAUUAUUGGAAAUAUGUUCUCAAGGAGUUUAACAAACAAUUUGCAGAGUUUUAUAGUAGCCAACCGGCGGACAUACCCGAAGAUUGGCAAAAUAUAACGCAGGAGCAGGCCAUGAAAAGUCUUCAGGAAACCUUCAACAUAACGUAA
Molecule: messenger RNA, 4947 nt
Organism: Nanorana parkeri
Lineage: Eukaryota; Metazoa; Chordata; Amphibia; Anura; Dicroglossidae
Product: up-regulator of cell proliferation-like
Exons: 2
Coding region: 1-4947 (1648 amino acids)
Molecular function (GO): GTP binding
Source: RefSeq, a predicted model, not a curated record